Gadus chalcogrammus (walleye pollock) is the source of this 883-nucleotide messenger RNA. RefSeq names its product cleavage and polyadenylation specificity factor subunit 5. The transcript is spliced from 7 exons. Gene Ontology annotation, cellular component: mRNA cleavage factor complex. The record is from RefSeq and is a predicted model, not a curated record. NCBI's taxonomy places the organism in Eukaryota, Metazoa, Chordata, Actinopteri, Gadiformes, Gadidae. Gene Ontology annotation, molecular function: mRNA binding. The coding region runs from base 186 to 875 and encodes 229 amino acids.
AUAAGCUCCCACUAGAACUACAGCUCAGGAGGCGCGGAGAGGGAGGGCCGAAAUAAAGAAACAAGCAUUUUUCUUUGUAGUUCCGCGGUUUCUGCAAUCCUAACUUUAUUUUCCAGAUUCGGGCGUCUAGUUCCACGCCGGUCCUCGAAGAAGUGUUGCCGGUUCGUCGCCCGUCCAGCAGCAGCAUGUCCAUCGUGCCCCCGAGCCGCUCCAGCGCCGGCUGGCCGCGCGGCGGCUCCGUUCAGUUCGGGAACAAAUACAUGAGCGGGCCCGCCAAGGCGCUGAGCCUGGAGAGGACGAUCAAUCUAUACCCGCUAACCAACUACACAUUCGGCACCAAAGAGCCUCUGUACGAGAAGGACAGCUCGGUGGCCGCCCGCUUCCAGAGGAUGAGGGAGGAGUUCGACAAGAUGGGGAUGAGAAGGACGGUGGAGGGGGUCCUCAUCGUCCACGAGCACCGGCUCCCCCACGUGUUACUGCUCCAGCUGGGGACCACCUUCUUCAAGCUGCCCGGAGGAGAGCUGAGCCCCGGGGAGGACGAGGUGGACGGUCUGAAGCGGCUCAUGACGGAGAUCCUCGGGCGUCAGGACGGAGUGAAGCAGGACUGGGUGAUCGAUGACUGCAUCGGGAACUGGUGGCGCCCCAACUUUGAGCCCCCGCAGUAUCCGUACAUUCCGGCUCACACAACCAAACCCAAGGAGCACAAGAAGCUGUUUGUGGUUCAGCUCCAGGAAAAAGCGCUGUUUGCGGUCCCUAAGAACUACAAGCUUGUGGCCGCGCCCCUCUUUGAGUUGUACGACAACGCCCCCGGCUACGGACCAAUCAUAUCCAGCCUCCCGCAGCUUCUGAGCAGGUUUAACUUCAUCUACAACUAAGAGAGGAC